GAACCUCCGUCGUCUCUUUUAUCCUCACUCUUCUCCGUUGGAAGAUCUCAGAGCGACAGGCCAUUUAAUCCACCAUGUCGGAACCCAAUGCAGUUAAGGAGGCUGAGGCCUCCAUGGCCAACCUCUUGCUCGACGAAGUCACUGGCGAGAAGGUUUCUAAGUCCGAAUUGAAGCGCCGCCAGAAGCUCCGUGAGAAGGAAGCCAAGAAGAAGGAGAAGGAGGCUGCUGCCCCUCCGAAGCCCGCGAAGAAGACCUCUGCUGAAGAGGACGAGGCCAACUUGACUCCCAACCAAUACUUCGAAAUCCGCAGCAAGAGAAUCAACAAGUUGCGCGAGACCAAGCAACCCGACCCCUACCCUCACAAGUUCCAAGUCACCGAUGACUUGCGCCAGUUCCUCAAGGACUACGAGCAUCUCGGAAAGGGUGACCAGCUGCCCGACAAGACUGUUCGUAUCGCCGGUAGAAUCUACACCAAGCGUUCCUCCGGCGCCAAGUUGAUUUUCUACGACAUCCGCGCAGAGGGUGUGAAGGUGCAAGUAGUGUGCCAAGCUCAGAACGCUGCCGGCGAUGUCUCCUUCGAGGCUCAGCAUGAGCAUCUCCGGAGAGGUGAUGUUGUUGGUAUUGUCGGCUUCCCUGGUCGCAGUAACCCCAAGAACCGCCCCGAUGGUGAGCUGUCUAUCUUCGCUUCUGAGAUCGUGCUUUUGGCUCCUUGCUUGCACGCUAUCCCCUCCGAGCACUAUGGUUUCCAGGACAAGGAGCAGCGCUUCCGUCAACGUUACCUUGACUUGAUCAUGAACGACCGCUCGCGCAAUGUCUUCGUCACCCGCUCCAAGAUUGUCUCAUAUAUCCGCAACUUCUUUGACACCCGCGACUUCGUCGAGGUCGAAACCCCUAUGAUGAAUGCCAUCGCCGGUGGUGCGACCGCCAAGCCCUUCGUCACUCACCACAACGACCUCGACAUGAACCUGUUCAUGCGUGUGGCUCCCGAGUUGUACCUGAAGAUGCUCAUCGUUGGAGGCCUUGAGCGUGUGUAUGAAAUGGGUCGUCAAUUCCGUAACGAAGGCAUUGACCUUACCCACAACCCCGAAUUCACGACUUGCGAGUUCUACUGGGCUUACGCCGAUGUCUACGAUGUCAUGAACCUGACUGAAGAGCUGGUCUCCGGCCUGGUGAAGCACGUCACCGGCGGUUACGAGACCGUUUUCCAUACCCAGUCUGGCGAGGAAUACAACGUCAACUGGAAGGCUCCCUGGCGCCGCGUGGAGAUGAUCCCAGCCCUCGAGGAGGCCACUGGUGAGAAGUUCCCGUCAGGUGACCAGCUGCACACCGCUGAGACGGGCGAAUUCCUCAAGAAGGUGCUGAAGAAGACCGGCGUUGAGUGCUCUCCCCCAUUGACCAACGCUCGUAUGCUUGACAAACUGGUCGGCGAGUUCAUCGAGGAGACCUGCGUCAACCCAACCUUCAUUACCGGCCACCCCCAGAUGAUGUCGCCUCUUGCCAAGUACCACCGCCAGAACGUGGGUCUCUGCGAGCGUUUUGAGGCCUUCGUCUGCAAGAAGGAGAUCGUCAACGCAUACACUGAGUUGAACGACCCCUUCGAUCAGCGUCUCCGUUUCGAGGAACAGGCCCGCCAGAAGGACCAGGGUGACGACGAGGCUCAGCUCAUCGACGAGAACUUCUGUACUAGCUUGGAAUAUGGUCUGCCCCCCACUGGUGGUUGGGGUAUGGGUAUCGACCGUUUGGUCAUGUUCCUCACCGACAACUAUAGUAUCAAGGAAGUCCUUGCUUUCCCCUUCAUGAAGGAAGACAAGUCGGCAGCCGAGACCAAGACCGCCGCCGAGGUGGUUGGUAUUGAGCCCCAGCCGGAGGAAGGAAUUCCCCACAAAUAAAUUUAUGAACUAUAUGGGAUGAUGGUUUGUUGACGACUUUUUGUUCUGCAC
Messenger RNA from Aspergillus pseudonomiae, 1940 nucleotides. RefSeq names its product lysine--tRNA ligase KRS1. The transcript has 3 exons. Gene Ontology annotation, molecular function: lysine-tRNA ligase activity; ATP binding; tRNA binding. The coding region runs from base 75 to 1889 and encodes 604 amino acids. The record is from RefSeq and is a predicted model, not a curated record. Gene Ontology annotation, biological process: lysyl-tRNA aminoacylation. Gene Ontology annotation, cellular component: cytosol; cytoplasm. Lineage: Eukaryota; Fungi; Ascomycota; Eurotiomycetes; Eurotiales; Aspergillaceae.